AUACAAAUAAGAAACAACUCUCUCUUAGAGGACACAGUACUCUUCGCUUGGGCCUCGUGUCGUAAAUGGCUUGGGUACAAGAGCAGUCAAAAGUAUGUCAAUGAACCAUUAUAAGUUGUAAAUAAUAAUAGGAGUUGUUUAUUGUGGCCAGCCCUGGCCCAGCGGCGCGCUAUCGCGGGUGGCCGGGGUCGAGCUCCGCGAUAGCAGCGCAUCUCCAGUCCCCAAACGUUACUGCCAACAUGAGGUUGCUCAAUCUUGUACUUUUUGUGAUUUCUUUUCACGUCGCUCAUUUCACUGAACCGUGGUGUGAGAUCGAGCUGUCAUGCGCGGCGUGCGUCCCGGAGGCCAUGCCGCGCGUGUCGGGCGCGGCGGCGGCGGGCGGCGCACUGCGGGCCGCGCCGGGCGCCGAGCUGGGCCUGGCGUGCGGCGGCGGCGCCUUCCUGGCCUACCCGGCGCGCGCGGCCCUGCGCGUGCGCUGCGAGGCGGGCCGCUACCGCGUGCUGCACGACCAGCAGCUGCGACACCUGCUCGACCUCGGCUGCCAGGAGAGCGUCUUCGAGGAUGUCUUGCACCAGGUUGAAAAUUGUGGAUCACCGCUACAAGGGCGAGCGUAUCAAGUGCGCGAGUCUAACUCCCGAGCACUCCACUUGGCAACAGUUUGUUUUGACGAAGACCGGGCCAUCGCGGUCUGGCUUCACAUGAGCAACGCCGAGCACAACCAGCUGGAGCUGGCGCCGCACGACGAGCACUCGGCGCCGCUCAGCCUGCUCGGCAAUUUCAAUCAUAUGUUCGACGCCAAGACUAGGCGCGACUCCGAGCGUUUGUUUUCCGACGACGCACACAUGAAUAAGCGUCUACACGAAAUGUUCAAGCAUGACCAUUAUUCGUUCGCGGGUCAGAGCCUCACGUCCGCCAAGUUAUUGAGCAGCCACUACUUCGACGAGCAGAACAUGCAAGUGACAGACUUCGCGUCGAAUAAAGUGAUCGCGUGGAAGAGCGUGGUGGAGGGCAACCUGCGGCACGUGCAGCGCGACGUGAGCGCGCUACUGGCGAGGGCGGCGCGCGGCUCGCUGCGCGUGUGGGCGGGCGCGCGCGGGCAGGCGGCGCUGCGGGCGGGCGGGGCGCGCGUCCCGCUGGCGCUGCGCGGCGCCGGGCGCGCCCCCGCGCCGCGCUACGUGUGGACCGUGCUGCACGCGCCGCAGCGGCGCCGCGCGCUGGCGCUGGUGGUGCUCAACGACCCGUUCGUGGCGGUGAGCGAGAUCCGCGACGCCGUGUUCUGCGAGAGCGCGUGCGGCUCCGUGUCGUGGCUGCGGGAGCUGCGCCGCGACCGCCACUACGAGAGCCCCGUGUACGGCCUCACGUUCUGCUGCAGCUUGGCCAACUUCACCGACGUCGUCACUGAACUACCCAGAGAUGCCAUCGACGUGCCAGCCGGCAGGGAGGGCAUGCUCACAGAUCUAUGAACUGUGUAAUGUUGCCCUAGUGAAUAUUAAAAGGUAUUAUGUGUUUAACCCAGUUUACGAAAUAAUAAGCAAAAUUCAUUUUGUAA
Molecule: messenger RNA, 1549 nt
Organism: Trichoplusia ni (cabbage looper)
Lineage: Eukaryota; Metazoa; Arthropoda; Insecta; Lepidoptera; Noctuidae
Exons: 3
Coding region: 240-1463 (407 amino acids)
Source: RefSeq, a predicted model, not a curated record